AUGUCGCCUUACAACGUAUUGAACACAAGUCUAAACGGUAGUCCGUUUCCGCAGCUGAAGCCACAUGUCAGGUACCGGACGGCGAUGGAGAGAGCGGGUUUUGACGUGGCCUACGGGAAGUUCGGGGGACGCCCUGCCAGCAAGACGUCCGCGGCCAGUGUGACAAGUCGUCAUGGAGGAAGCCACGGUGCGCCCGUGGGAAGUCCGCACGGUGGCAGCACCUCGAGCCUACCGACCGAGAAGCCGAUUAACCAGAGCAAGCCUUCCGGAUCAGCGGAUCGGACCCUCCCCGCAGCAGAGGGGCUUGGGAUCUCCGCCUCGAUGCCAUCGCUCAACACAGAGCUGGUUGCCAGCCCGGAGCCGGAUUCUACUGCGCCGGCCGACGCCUUUGCCCUGCCGGAAAUCCAGGUGAGCUACAACCAUGACCAACGGUCAAUAGCUACCGCGAAGGACAUGCCAUCGUUUGUGGUGCCUACCCCGCGGAACUCGUUGCACUCGGACACCGACCGGGACAGUGAAUACUCGGCCGCCUCAGAGCACGCAACACUGCCUCCUUACGACGCCGGGGCUGACACCGGCCGGUUUUCACAGCACUUCAGCCCUGCGGCCAAACGUAUGUCCACGGCAGAAGUUGGCAGCAUAUCCACCGAAACCCGUUCCUUCGCAUCCUCGGCGGAGCGCUUGUCGAUGUACGCCCGCAAUGAUCUCGUGUCUGCACCUUUUCAGUUGAUGCCAACGUCUGCUGCUCCGUCUGUGCACCCUAUUGAAGGCGCUAUAUCGCUACCAAUUUCCCCAGACGCACACGCAAAAGGCCAAUCUCUAUAUUCAUCCGCGACUUCCGAUGAGCACCUCGGUACACACAGCACCUUGGAUGUCGACCAAAAGACCACCAGAGAACCGUCGAUUUUCGACUUUGAGAACCAGAAGAACUCCCGGGCGAUCUCGCAGAGCAACGCCUCCUCUACGUACCCCACACCUGCUCCCGAUGACACUCAAGAGCCGGUCUUCUCUGUUCUUGAUCCGGUGGAACGCUCCUUCAUGAUGCUUACGCAGAACUCGCAGCCAGACAUGGAGGACAAGGAUGAAGAGGAUGGUCAGUCGCUUUACUCGGCAGAUGACAUCCGGCACUCCGUUAACACGGUUCGCACCGCCAACUCCUAUCAGUCCGCCUCCACGAGCUCCCACGCAUCGAGCAAACGUUCACCAGGUGUAGCGGACCGCCGGCAAACACGGUACUCGAUGAUGCCCAAGAUCCAGGUGAGCAACUCAGCUAUGUCGCUGGUUUCCGUGGUGGAUGAGGGCGUUGAUAUUGCUCCCGACCCAAUUCUGCAGGGCUCCCUGGGGAAGAAGGCGGAGGAUGCCAGCCUGCGGCUGUCUUCGGGCGGCAGCUCGGAGGACGAGAAUACCGUUGCCGCUCCCCAGGAGUCAAAUGGUCUGUCCUCGACCACCUCGCAGGUGGAGCGGCUCAUUGCGCAGCUCGACGACGUGUCUCUCACCCGUGGGGACGUGGAUGCGUUCGACUCUGCUGCCGUGCCGCUGCCAACCUCUUCUCUGGCCGCCGCCUCGCACUUGCCCCAAACGCAUCUCUCGAAUCGCGCCAAGAAGAGUAGCGCAUACCUCUCCGGCAUACCGGAUGAGGUGCGCAACCUGCCCGAUCUGUCAAUCGACCCCACGCUCUCGACCAUGACAGAACACAGCUCGCCGGAAAGCACGGUCUUCAGCCCCGAUGCCCAGUCGCCUGUGAUGCUGAGCUUCAAGGGCCGCUCCCUCGACGAGAUCUGGAACCCCACGAAGCCCGCGGAGCGCCUCAGCCUCGCGGCCAAGCGGCAGUCUAUCGCCGCCAGAAACUCCGCGAUCCGCCCCGUCUCGACCUACGGACCCAACACCAUCCAGCCCUCGCAGCUCACCCACGUGUUGUCCCUAGAGGCGGCGCAGCGGCCCCGCGACCCCGUCCCCCCCGCCGUCCCUGACCACACUCCCCCGCUUUCGCCGGCCGACUCCCCCACCGCAUGGUCGCUGUUGGACGCCGACUCCGAGAUCCACACCUCGCCCCUGCGCAUCUCUGCCGCGAAGCCCAAGUACCCGCCCGGCAAGGGCCCCUGCCGCUCCUGCGGCGAGAAAAUCAAGACCAAGAGCAUAUACUCCAAGCGUGAGGGCGAGCUCUCCGGUCAGUGGCACCGCGAGUGCUUCCGCUGCACCGUGUGCGCCCUCAAGUUCAACAAGCACGUGCCCUGCUACAUCUUGGACGACGUCAUCUACUGCCGUCAGCACUACCACGAGGCCAACAACUCCAUCUGCCGCGUCUGCCGCGACUUCAUCGAGGGCGAGUGUCUCGAGAACGACAAGGGCGAGACCUUCCACGUCAGCUGCCUCACCUGCUACCUGUGUCACCGCCUGAUCCAGGAGGACUACUACAUCUACAACGACGAGCUCCCACUCUGUGCCAACCACGACAUGGACGCGCUCGUGCGCAACGGUAUCCACGGCGAACGCCGCAGCUCUGACCCAGACUCCCUUGAAGUCACCAAUACCCUAUCCAAGAGGCGUACAAGACUCAUCAACGUCUAA
This is a messenger RNA of Eremothecium gossypii ATCC 10895, 2568 nucleotides long. It is a transcript of the gene PXL1, whose product is annotated as Pxl1p. Gene Ontology annotation, biological process: regulation of transcription by RNA polymerase II; neuron differentiation. The transcript has a single exon. Gene Ontology annotation, cellular component: nucleus. The coding region runs from base 1 to 2568 and encodes 855 amino acids. The record is from RefSeq and is marked provisional. Gene Ontology annotation, molecular function: RNA polymerase II transcription regulatory region sequence-specific DNA binding; DNA-binding transcription factor activity, RNA polymerase II-specific. Lineage: Eukaryota; Fungi; Ascomycota; Saccharomycetes; Saccharomycetales; Saccharomycetaceae.